AUGCCUCACAUCCCGCUGACACCUCGAGAGGAACGCGGAGUUCAUUGCUUCAAAAGGCUCAAGACGUAUGCCAACUUCCCAGAAGCACCUCAGGAGGAGGCUUCUCUCAGCAAUAGGCUCAAGACGUAUGCCAACUUCCCAGAAGCACCUCAGGAGGAGGCUUCUCUCAGCAAUAGGCUCAAGACGUAUGCCAACUUCCCAGAAGCACCUCAGGAGGAGGCUUCUCUCAGCAAUAGGCUCAAGACGUAUGCCAACUUCCCAGAAGCACCUCAGGAGGAGGCUUCUCUCAGCAAUAGGCUCAAGACGUAUGCCAACUUCCCAGAAGCACCUCAGGAGGAGGCUUCUCUCAGCAAUAGGCUCAAGACGUAUGCCAACUUCCCAGAAGCACCUCAGGAGGAGGCUUCUCUCAGCAAUAGGCUCAAGACGUAUGCCAACUUCCCAGAAGCACCUCAGGAGGAGGCUUCUCUCAGCAAUAGGCUCAAGACGUAUGCCAACUUCCCAGAAGCACCUCAGGAGGAGGCUUCUCUCAGCAAUAGGCUCAAGACGUAUGCCAACUUCCCAGAAGCACCUCAGGAGGAGGCUUCUCUCAGCAAUAGGCUGAAGACGUAUGCCAACUUCCCAGAAGCACCUCAGGAGGAGGCUUCUCUCAGCAAUAGGCUCAAGACGUAUGCCAACUUCCCAGAAGCACCUCAGGAGGAGGCUUCUCUCAGCAAUAGGCUCAAGACGUAUGCCAACUUCCCAGAAGCACCUCAGGAGGAGGCUUCUCUCAGCAAUAGGCUCAAGACGUAUGCCAACUUCCCAGAAGCACCUCAGGAGGAGGCUUCUCUCAGCAAUAGGCUCAAGACGUAUGCCAACUUCCCAGAAGCACCUCAGGAGGAGGCUUCUCUCAGCAAUAGGCUCAAGACGUAUGCCAACUUCCCAGAAGCACCUCAGGAGGAGGCUUCUCUCAGCAAUAGGCUCAAGACGUAUGCCAACUUCCCAGAAGCACCUCAGGAGGAGGCUUCUCUCAGCAAUAGGCUCAAGACGUAUGCCAACUUCCCAGAAGCACCUCAGGAGGAGGCUUCUCUCAGCAAUAGGCUCAAGACGUAUGCCAACUUCCCAGAAGCACCUCAGGAGGAGGCUUCUCUCAGCAAUAGGCUCAAGACGUAUGCCAACUUCCCAGAAGCACCUCAGGAGGAGGCUUCUCUCAGCAAUAGGCUCAAGACGUAUGCCAACUUCCCAGAAGCACCUCAGGAGGAGGCUUCUCUCAGCAAUAGGCUCAAGACGUAUGCCAACUUCCCAGAAGCACCUCAGGAGGAGGCUUCUCUCAGCAAUAGGCUCAAGACGUAUGCCAACUUCCCAGAAGCACCUCAGGAGGAGGCUUCUCUCAGCAAUAGGCUCAAGACGUAUGCCAACUUCCCAGAAGCACCUCAGGAGGAGGCUUCUCUCAGCAAUAGGCUCAAGACGUAUGCCAACUUCCCAGAAGCACCUCAGGAGGAGGCUUCUCUCAGCAAUAGGCUCAAGACGUAUGCCAACUUCCCAGAAGCACCUCAGGAGGAGGCUUCUCUCAGCAAUAGGCUCAAGACGUAUGCCAACUUCCCAGAAGCACCUCAGGAGGAGGCUUCUCUCAGCAAUAGGCUCAAGACGUAUGCCAACUUCCCAGAAGCACCUCAGGAGGAGGCUUCUCUCAGCAAUAGGCUCAAGACGUAUGCCAACUUCCCAGAGGCACCUCAGGAGGAGGCUUCUCUCAGCAAUAGGCUCAAGACGUAUGCCAACUUCCCAGAAGCACCUCAGGAGGAGGCUUCUCUCAGCAAUAGGCUCAAGACGUAUGCCAACUUCCCAGAAGCACCUCAGGAGGAGGCUUCUCUCAGCAAUAGGCUCAAGACGUAUGCCAACUUCCCAGAAGCACCUCAGGAGGAGGCUUCUCUCAGCAAUAGGCUCAAGACGUAUGCCAACUUCCCAGAAGCACCUCAGGAGGAGGCUUCUCUCAGCAAUAGGCUCAAGACGUAUGCCAACUUCCCAGAGGCACCUCAGGAGGAGGCUUCUCUCAGCAAUAGGCUCAAGACGUAUGCCAACUUCCCAGAAGCACCUCAGGAGGAGGCUUCUCUCAGCAAUAGGCUCAAGACGUAUGCCAACUUCCCAGAAGCACCUCAGGAGGAGGCUUCUCUCAGCAAUAGGCUCAAGACGUAUGCCAACUUCCCAGAAGCACCUCAGGAGGAGGCUUCUCUCAGCAAUAGGCUCAAGACGUAUGCCAACUUCCCAGAAGCACCUCAGGAGGAGGCUUCUCUCAGCAAUAGGCUCAAGACGUAUGCCAACUUCCCAGAAGCACCUCAGGAGGAGGCUUCUCUCAGCAAUAGGCUCAAGACGUAUGCCAACUUCCCAGAGGCACCUCAGGAGGAGGCUUCUCUCAGCAAUAGGCUCAAGACGUAUGCCAACUUCCCAGAAGCACCUCAGGAGGAGGCUUCUCUCAGCAAUAGGCUCAAGACGUAUGCCAACUUCCCAGAAGCACCUCAGGAGGAGGCUUCUCUCAGCAAUAGGCUCAAGACGUAUGCCAACUUCCCAGAAGCACCUCAGGAGGAGGCUUCUCUCAGCAAUAGGCUCAAGACCUAUGCCAACUUCCCAGAAGCACCUCAGGAGGAGGCUUCUCUCAGCAAUAGGCUCAAGACCUAUGCCAACUUCCCAGAAGCACCUCAGGAGGAGGCUUCUCUCAGCAAUAGGCUCAAGACGUAUGCCAACUUCCCAGAAGCACCUCAGGAGGAGGCUUCUUUCAGCAAUAGGCUCAAGACGUAUGCCAUCUUCCCAGAAGCACCUCAGGCGGAGGCUUCUUUCAGCAAUAGGCUCAAGACGUAUGCCAACUUCCCAGAAGCACCUCAGGAGGAGGCUUCUCUCAGCAAUAGGCUCAAGACGUAUGCCAACUUCCCAGAAGCACCUCAGGAGGAGGCUUCUCUCAGCAAUAGGCUCAAGACGUAUGCCAACUUCCCAGAAGCACCUCAGGAGGAGGCUUCUCUCAGCAAUAGGCUCAAGACGUAUGCCAACUUCCCAGAAGCACCUCAGGAGGAGGCUUCUCUCAGCAAUAGGCUCAAGACGUAUGCCAACUUCCCAGAAGCACCUCAGGAGGAGGCUUCUUUCAGCAAUAGGCUCAAGACGUAUGCCAACUUCCCAGAAGCACCUCAGGAGGAGGCUUCUCUCAGCAAUAGGCUCAAGACGUAUGCCAACUUCCCAGAAGCACCUCAGGAGGAGGCUUCUCUCAGCAAUAGGCUCAAGACGUAUGCCAACUUCCCAGAAGCACCUCAGGAGGAGGCUUCUCUCAGCAAUAGGCUCAAGACGUAUGCCAACUUCCCAGAAGCACCUCAGGAGGAGGCUUUUCUCAGCAAUAGGCUCAAGACGUAUGCCAACUUCCCAGAAGCACCUCAGGAGGAGGCUUCUCUCAGCAAUAGGCUCAAGACGUAUGCCAACUUCCCAGAAGCACCUCAGGAGGAGGCUUCUCUCAGCAAUAGGCUCAAGACGUAUGCCAACUUCCCAGAAGCACCUCAGGAGGAGGCUUCUCUCAGCAAUAGGCUCAAGACGUAUGCCAACUUCCCAGAAGCACCUCAGGAGGAGGCUUCUCUCAGCAAUAGGCUCAAGACGUAUGCCAACUUCCCAGAAGCACCUCAGGAGGAGGCUUCUCUCAGCCAUAGGCUCAAGACGUAUGCCAACUUCCCAGAAGCACCUCAGGAGGAGGCUUCUCUCAGCAAUAGGCUCAAGACGUAUGCCAACUUCCCAGAAGCACCUCAGGAGGAGGCUUCUCUCAGCAAUAGGCUCAAGACGUAUGCCAACUUCCCAGAAGCACCUCAGGAGGAGGCUUCUCUCAGCAAUAGGCUCAAGACGUAUGCCAACUUCCCAGAAGCACCUCAGGAGAAGGCUUCUCUCAGCAAUAGGCUCAAGACGUAUGCCAACUUCCCAGAAGCACCUCAGGAGGAGGCUUCUCUCAGCAAUAGGCUCAAGACGUAUGCCAACUUCCCAGAAGCACCUCAGGAGGAGGCUUCUCUCAGCAAUAGGCUCAAGACGUAUGCCAACUUCCCAGAAGCACCUCAGGAGGAGGCUUUUCUCAGCAAUAGGCUCAAGACGUAUGCCAACUUCCCAGAAGCACCUCAGGAGGAGGCUUCUCUCAGCAAUAGGCUCAAGACCUAUGCCAACUUCCCAGAAGCACCUCAGGAGGAGGCUUCUCUCAGCAAUAGGCUCAAGACGUAUGCCAACUUCCCAGAAGCACCUCAGGAGGAGGCUUCUUUCAGCAAUAGGCUCAAGACCUAUGCCAACUUCCCAGAAGCACCUCAGGAGGAGGCUUCUCUCAGCAAUAGGCUCAAGACGUAUGCCAACUUCCCAGAAGCACCUCAGGAGGAGGCUUCUUUCAGCAAUAGGCUCAAGACGUAUGCCAACUUCCCAGAAGCACCUCAGGCGGAGGCUUCUUUCAGCAAUAGGCUCAAGACGUAUGCCAACUUCCCAGAAGCACCUCAGGAGGAGGCUUCUCUCAGCAAUAGGCUCAAGACGUAUGCCAACUUCCCAGAAGCACCUCAGGAGGAGGCUUCUCUCAGCAAUAGGCUCAAGACGUAUGCCAACUUCCCAGAAGCACCUCAGGAGGAGGCUUCUCUCAGCAAUAGGCUCAAGACGUAUGCCAACUUCCCAGAAGCACCUCAGGAGGAGGCUUCUCUCAGCAAUAGGCUCAAGACGUAUGCCAACUUCCCAGAAGCACCUCAGGAGGAGGCUUUUCUCAGCAAUAGGCUCAAGACGUAUGCCAACUUCCCAGAAGCACCUCAGGAGGAGGCUUCUCUCAGCAAUAGGCUCAAGACGUAUGCCAACUUCCCAGAAGCACCUCAGGAGGAGGCUUCUCUCAGCAAUAGGCUCAAGACGUAUGCCAACUUCCCAGAAGCACCUCAGGAGGAGGCUUCUCUCAGCAAUAGGCUCAAGACGUAUGCCAACUUCCCAGAAGCACCUCAGGAGGAGGCUUCUUUCAGCAAUAGGCUCAAGACGUAUGCCAACUUCCCAGAAGCACCUCAGGAGGAGGCUUCUCUCAGCAAUAGGCUCAAGACGUAUGCCAACUUCCCAGAAGCACCUCAGGAGGAGGCUUCUCUCAGCAAUAGGCUCAAGACGUAUGCCAACUUCCCAGAAGCACCUCAGGAGGAGGCUUCUCUCAGGAAUAGGCUCAAGACGUAUGCCAACUUCCCAGAAGCACCUCAGGAGGAGGCUUCUCUCAGCAAUAGGCUCAAGACGUAUGCCAACUUCCCAGAAGCACCUCAGGAGGAGGCUUCUCUCAGCAAUAGGCUCAAGACGUAUGCCAACUUCCCAGAAGCACCUCAGGAGGAGGCUUCUCUCAGCAAUAGGCUCAAGACGUAUGCCAACUUCCCAGAAGCACCUCAGGAGGAGGCUUCUCUCAGCAAUAGGCUCAAGACGUAUGCCAACUUCCCAGAAGCACCUCAGGAGGAGGCUUCUCUCAGCAAUAGGCUCAAGACGUAUGCCAACUUCCCAGAAGCACCUCAGGAGGAGGCUUCUCUCAGCAAUAGGCUCAAGACGUAUGCCAACUUCCCAGAAGCACCUCAGGAGGAGGCUUCUCUCAGCAAUAGGCUCAAGACGUAUGCCAACUUCCCAGAAGCACCUCAGGAGGAGGCUUCUCUCAGCAAUAGGCUCAAGACGUAUGCCAACUUCCCAGAAGCACCUCAGGAGGAGGCUUUUCUCAGCAAUAGGCUCAAGACGUAUGCCAACUUCCCAGAAGCACCUCAGGAGGAGGCUUCUCUCAGCAAUAGGCUCAAGACGUAUGCCAACUUCCCAGAAGCACCUCAGGAGGAGGCUUCUCUCAGCAAUAGGCUCAAGACGUAUGCCAACUUCCCAGAAGCACCUCAGGAGGAGGCUUCUCUCAGCAAUAGGCUCAAGACGUAUGCCAACUUCCCAGAAGCACCUCAGGAGGAGGCUUCUCUCAGCAAUAGGCUCAAGACGUAUGCCAACUUCCCAGAAGCACCUCAGGAGGAGGCUUCUCUCAGCCAUAGGCUCAAGACGUAUGCCAACUUCCCAGAAGCACCUCAGGAGGAGGCUUCUCUCAGCAAUAGGCUCAAGACGUAUGCCAACUUCCCAGAAGCACCUCAGGAGGAGGCUUCUCUCAGCAAUAGGCUCAAGACGUAUGCCAACUUCCCAGAAGCACCUCAGGAGGAGGCUUCUCUCAGCAAUAGGCUCAAGACGUAUGCCAACUUCCCAGAAGCACCUCAGGAGAAGGCUUCUCUCAGCAAUAGGCUCAAGACGUAUGCCAACUUCCCAGAAGCACCUCAGGAGGAGGCUUCUCUCAGCAAUAGGCUCAAGACGUAUGCCAACUUCCCAGAAGCACCUCAGGAGGAGGCUUCUCUCAGCAAUAGGCUCAAGACGUAUGCCAACUUCCCAGAAGCACCUCAGGAGGAGGCUUUUCUCAGCAAUAGGCUCAAGACGUAUGCCAACUUCCCAGAAGCACCUCAGGAGGAGGCUUCUCUCAGCAAUAGGCUCAAGACGUAUGCCAACUUCCCAGAAGCACCUCAGGAGGAGGCUUCUCUCAGCAAUAGGCUCAAGACGUAUGCCAACUUCCCAGAAGCACCUCAGGAGGAGGCUUCUCUCAGCAAUAGGCUCAAGACGUAUGCCAACUUCCCAGAAGCACCUCAGGAGGAGGCUUCUCUCAGCCAUAGGCUCAAGACGUAUGCCAACUUCCCAGAAGCACCUCAGGAGGAGGCUUCUCUCAGCAAUAGGCUCAAGACGUAUGCCAACUUCCCAGAAGCACCUCAGGAGGAGGCUUCUCUCAGCAAUAGGCUCAAGACGUAUGCCAACUUCCCAGAAGCACCUCAGGAGGAGGCUUCUCUCAGCAAUAGGCUCAAGACGUAUGCCAACUUCCCAGAAGCACCUCAGGAGGAGGCUUCUCUCAGCGAUAGGCUCAAGACGUAUGCCAACUUCCCAGAAGCACCUCAGGAGGAGGCUUCUCUCAGCAAUAGGCUCAAGACGUAUGCCAACUUCCCAGAAGCACCUCAGGAGGAGGCUUCUCUCAGCAAUAGGCUCAAGACGUAUGCCAACUUCCCAGAAGCACCUCAGGAGGAGGCUUCUCUCAGCAAUAGGCUCAAGACGUAUGCCAACUUCCCAGAAGCACCUCAGGAGGAGGCUUCUCUCAGCAAUAGGCUCAAGACGUAUGCCAACUUCCCAGAAGCACCUCAGGAGGAGGCUUCUCUCAGCAAUAGGCUCAAGACGUAUGCCAACUUCCCAGAAGCACCUCAGGAGGAGGCUUCUCUCAGCAAUAGGCUCAAGACGUAUGCCAACUUCCCAGAAGCACCUCAGGAGGAGGCUUCUCACAGCAAUAGGCUCAAGACGUAUGCCAACUUCCCAGAAGCACCUCAGGAGGAGGCUUCUCUCAGCAAUAGGCUCAAGACGUAUGCCAACUUCCCAGAAGCACCUCAGGAGGAGGCUUCUCUCAGCAAUAGGCUCAAGACGUAUGCCAACUUCCCAGAAGCACCUCAGGAGGAGGCUUUUCUCAGCAAUAGGCUCAAGACGUAUGCCAACUUCCCAGAAGCACCUCAGGAGGAGGCUUCUCUCAGCAAUAGGCUCAAGACGUAUGCCAACUUCCCAGAAGCACCUCAGGAGGAGGCUUCUCUCAGCCAUAGGCUCAAGACGUAUGCCAACUUCCCAGAAGCACCUCAGGAGGAGGCUUCUCUCAGCAAUAGGCUCAAGACGUAUGCCAACUUCCCAGAAGCACCUCAGGAGGAGGCUUCUCUCAGCAAUAGGCUCAAGACGUAUGCCAACUUCCCAGAAGCACCUCAGGAGGAGGCUUCUCUCAGCAAUAGGCUCAAGACGUAUGCCAACUUCCCAGAAGCACCUCAGGAGGAGGCUUCUCUCAGCCAUAGGCUCAAGACGUAUGCCAACUUCCCAGAAGCACCUCAGGAGGAGGCUUCUCUCAGCAAUAGGCUCAAGACGUAUGCCAACUUCCCAGAAGCACCUCAGGAGGAGGCUUCUCUCAGCAAUAGGCUCAAGACGUAUGCCAACUUCCUAGAAGCACCUCAGGAGGAGGCUUCUCUCAGCAAUAGGCUCAAGACGUAUGCCAACUUCCCAGAAGCACCUCAGGAGGAGGCUUCUCUCAGCAAUAGGCUCAAGACGUAUGCCAACUUCCCAGAAGCACCUCAGGAGGAGGCUUCUCUCAGCAAUAGGCUCAAGACGUAUGCCAACUUCCCAGAAGCACCUCAGGAGGAGGCUUCUCUCAGCAAUAGGCUCAAGACGUAUGCCAACUUCCCAGAAGCACCUCAGGAGGAGGCUUCUCUCAGCCAUAGGCUCAAGACGUAUGCCAACUUCCCAGAAGCACCUCAGGAGGAGGCUUCUCUCAGCAAUAGGCUCAAGACGUAUGCCAACUUCCUAGAAGCACCUCAGGAGGAGGCUUCUCUCAGCAAUAGGCUCAAGACGUAUGCCAACUUCCCAGAAGCACCUCAGGAGGAGGCUUCUCUCAGCAAUAGGCUCAAGACGUAUGCCAACUUCCCAGAAGCACCUCAGGAGGAGGCUUCUCUCAGCAAUAGGCUCAAGACGUAUGCCAACUUCCCAGAAGCACCUCAGGAGGAGGCUUCUCUCAGCAAUAGGCUCAAGACGUAUGCCAACUUCCCAGAAGCACCUCAGGAGGAGGCUUCUCUCAGCAAUAGGCUCAAGACGUAUGCCAACUUCCCAGAAGCACCUCAGGAGGAGGCUUCUCUCAGCAAUAGGCUCAAGACGUAUGCCAACUUCCCAGAAGCACCUCAGGAGGAGGCUUCUCUCAGCAAUAGGCUCAAGACGUAUGCCAACUUCCCAGAAGCACCUCAGGAGGAGGCUUCUCUCAGCAAUAGGCUCAAGACGUAUGCCAACUUCCCAGAAGCACCUCAGGAGGAGGCUUCUCUCAGCAAUAGGCUCAAGACGUAUGCCAACUUCCCAGAAGCACCUCAGGAGGAGGCUUCUCUCAGCAAUAGGCUCAAGACGUAUGCCAACUUCCCAGAAGCACCUCAGGAGGAGGCUUCUCUCAGCAAUAGGCUCAAGACGUAUGCCAACUUCCCAGAAGCACCUCAGGAGGAGGCUUCUCUCAGCAAUAGGCUCAAGACGUAUGCCAACUUCCAAGAAGCACCUCAGGAGGAGGCUUCUCUCAGCAAUAGGCUCAAGACGUAUGCCAACUUCCCAGAAGCACCUCAGGAGGAGGCUUCUCUCAGCAAUAGGCUCAAGACGUAUGCCAACUUCCCAGAAGCACCUCAGGAGGAGGCUUCUCUCAGCAAUAGGCUCAAGACGUAUGCCAACUUCCCAGAAGCACCUCAGGAGGAGGCUUCUCUCAGCAAUAGGCUCAAGACGUAUGCCAACUUCCCAGAAGCACCUCAGGAGGAGGCUUCUCUCAGCAAUAGGCUCAAGACGUAUGCCAACUUCCCAGAAGCACCUCAGGAGGAGGCUUCUCUCAGCAAUAGGCUCAAGACGUAUGCCAACUUCCCAGAAGCACCUCAGGAGGAGGCUUCUCUCAGCAAUAGGCUCAAGACGUAUGCCAACUUCCCAGAAGCACCUCAGGAGGAGGCUUCUCUCAGCAAUAGGCUCAAGACGUAUGCCAACUUCCCAGAAGCACCUCAGGAGGAGGCUUCUCUCAGCAAUAGGCUCAAGACGUAUGCCAACUUCCCAGAAGCACCUCAGGAGGAGGCUUCUCUCAGCAAUAGGCUCAAGACGUAUGCCAACUUCCCAGAAGCACCUCAGGAGGAGGCUUCUCUCAGCAAUAGGCUCAAGACGUAUGCCAACUUCCCAGAAGCACCUCAGGAGGAGGCUUCUCUCAGCAAUAGGCUCAAGACGUAUGCCAACUUCCCAGAAGCACCUCAGGAGGAGGCUUCUCUCAGCAAUAGGCUCAAGACGUAUGCCAACUUCCCAGAAGCACCUCAGGAGGAGGCUUCUCUCAGCAAUAGGCUCAAGACGUAUGCCAACUUCCCAGAAGCACCUCAGGAGGAGGCUUCUCUCAGCAAUAGGCUCAAGACGUAUGCCAACUUCCCAGAGGCACCUCAGGAGGAGGCUUCUCUCAGCAAUAGGCUCAAGACGUAUGCCAACUUCCCAGAAGCACCUCAGGAGGAGGCUUCUCUCAGCAAUAGGCUCAAGACGUAUGCCAACUUCCCAGAAGCACCUCAGGAGGAGGCUUCUCUCAGCAAUAGGCUCAAGACGUAUGCCAACUUCCCAGAAGCACCUCAGGAGGAGGCUUCUCUCAGCAAUAGGCUCAAGACGUAUGCCAACUUCCCAGAAGCACCUCAGGAGGAGGCUUCUCUCAGCAAUAGGCUCAAGACGUAUGCCAACUUCCCAGAAGCACCUCAGGAGGAGGCUUCUCUCAGCAAUAGGCUCAAGACGUAUGCCAACUUCCCAGAAGCACCUCAGGAGGAGGCUUCUCUCAGCAAUAGGCUCAAGACGUAUGCCAACUUCCCAGAAGCACCUCAGGAGGAGGCUUCUCUCAGCAAUAGGCUCAAGACGUAUGCCAACUUCCCAGAAGCACCUCAGGAGGAGGCUUCUCUCAGCAAUAGGCUCAAGACGUAUGCCAACUUCCCAGAAGCACCUCAGGAGGAGGCUUCUCUCAGCAAUAGGCUCAAGACGUAUGCCAACUUCCCAGAAGCACCUCAGGAGGAGGCUUCUCUCAGCAAUAGGCUCAAGACGUAUGCCAACUUCCCAGAAGCACCUCAGGAGGAGGCUUCUCUCAGCAAUAGGCUCAAGACGUAUGCCAACUUCCCAGAAGCACCUCAGGAGGAGGCUUCUCUCAGCAAUAGGCUCAAGACGUAUGCCAACUUCCCAGAAGCACCUCAGGAGGAGGCUUCUCUCAGCAAUAGGCUCAAGACGUAUGCCAACUUCCCAGAAGCACCUCAGGAGGAGGCUUCUCUCAGCAAUAGGCUCAAGACGUAUGCCAACUUCCCAGAAGCACCUCAGGAGGAGGCUUCUCUCAGCAAUAGGCUCAAGACGUAUGCCAACUUCCCAGAAGCACCUCAGGAGGAGGCUUCUCUCAGCAAUAGGCUCAAGACGUAUGCCAACUUCCCAGAAGCACCUCAGGAGGAGGCUUCUCUCAGCAAUAGGCUCAAGACGUAUGCCAACUUCCCAGAAGCACCUCAGGAGGAGGCUUCUCUCAGCAAUAGGCUCAAGACGUAUGCCAACUUCCCAGAAGCACCUCAGGAGGAGGCUUCUCUCAGCAAUAGGCUCAAGACGUAUGCCAACUUCCCAGAAGCACCUCAGGAGGAGGCUUCUCUCAGCAAUAGGCUCAAGACGUAUGCCAACUUCCCAGAAGCACCUCAGGAGGAGGCUUCUCUCAGCAAUAGGCUCAAGACGUAUGCCAACUUCCCAGAAGCACCUCAGGAGGAGGCUUCUCUCAGCAAUAGGCUCAAGACGUAUGCCAACUUCCCAGAAGCACCUCAGGAGGAGGCUUCUCUCAGCAAUAGGCUCAAGACGUAUGCCAACUUCCCAGAAGCACCUCAGGAGGAGGCUUCUCUCAGCAAUAGGCUCAAGACGUAUGCCAACUUCCCAGAAGCACCUCAGGAGGAGGCUUCUCUCAGCAAUAGGCUCAAGACGUAUGCCAACUUCCCAGAAGCACCUCAGGAGGAGGCUUCUCUCAGCAAUAGGCUCAAGACGUAUGCCAACUUCCCAGAAGCACCUCAGGAGGAGGCUUCUCUCAGCAAUAGGCUCAAGACGUAUGCCAACUUCCCAGAAGCACCUCAGGAGGAGGCUUCUCUCAGCAAUAGGCUCAAGACGUAUGCCAACUUCCCAGAAGCACCUCAGGAGGAGGCUUCUCUCAGCAAUAGGCUCAAGACGUAUGCCAACUUCCCAGAAGCACCUCAGGAGGAGGCUUCUCUCAGCAAUAGGCUCAAGACGUAUGCCAACUUCCCAGAAGCACCUCAGGAGGAGGCUUCUCUCAGCAAUAGGCUCAAGACGUAUGCCAACUUCCCAGAAGCACCUCAGGAGGAGGCUUCUCUCAGCAAUAGGCUCAAGACGUAUGCCAACUUCCCAGAAGCACCUCAGGAGGAGGCUUCUCUCAGCAAUAGGCUCAAGACGUAUGCCAACUUCCCAGAAGCACCUCAGGAGGAGGCUUCUCUCAGCAAUAGGCUCAAGACGUAUGCCAACUUCCCAGAAGCACCUCAGGAGGAGGCUUCUCUCAGCAAUAGGCUCAAGACGUAUGCCAACUUCCCAGAAGCACCUCAGGAGGAGGCUUCUCUCAGCAAUAGGCUCAAGACGUAUGCCAACUUCCCAGAAGCACCUCAGGAGGAGGCUUCUCUCAGCAAUAGGCUCAAGACGUAUGCCAACUUCCCAGAAGCACCUCAGGAGGAGGCUUCUCUCAGCAAUAGGCUCAAGACGUAUGCCAACUUCCCAGAAGCACCUCAGGAGGAGGCUUCUCUCAGCAAUAGGCUCAAGACGUAUGCCAACUUCCCAGAAGCACCUCAGGAGGAGGCUUCUCUCAGCAAUAGGCUCAAGACGUAUGCCAACUUCCCAGAAGCACCUCAGGAGGAGGCUUCUCUCAGCAAUAGGCUCAAGACGUAUGCCAACUUCCCAGAAGCACCUCAGGAGGAGGCUUCUCUCAGCAAUAGGCUCAAGACGUAUGCCAACUUCCCAGAAGCACCUCAGGAGGAGGCUUCUCUCAGCAAUAGGCUCAAGACGUAUGCCAACUUCCCAGAAGCACCUCAGGAGGAGGCUUCUCUCAGCAAUAGGCUCAAGACGUAUGCCAACUUCCCAGAAGCACCUCAGGAGGAGGCUUCUCUCAGCAAUAGGCUCAAGACGUAUGCCAACUUCCCAGAAGCACCUCAGGAGGAGGCUUCUCUCAGCAAUAGGCUCAAGACGUAUGCCAACUUCCCAGAAGCACCUCAGGAGGAGGCUUCUCUCAGCAAUAGGCUCAAGACGUAUGCCAACUUCCCAGAAGCACCUCAGGAGGAGGCUUCUCUCAGCAAUAGGCUCAAGACGUAUGCCAACUUCCCAGAAGCACCUCAGGAGGAGGCUUCUCUCAGCAAUAGGCUCAAGACGUAUGCCAACUUCCCAGAAGCACCUCAGGAGGAGGCUUCUCUCAGCAAUAGGCUCAAGACGUAUGCCAACUUCCCAGAAGCACCUCAGGAGGAGGCUUCUCUCAGCAAUAGGCUCAAGACGUAUGCCAACUUCCCAGAAGCACCUCAGGAGGAGGCUUCUCUCAGCAAUAGGCUCAAGACGUAUGCCAACUUCCCAGAAGCACCUCAGGAGGAGGCUUCUCUCAGCAAUAGGCUCAAGACGUAUGCCAACUUCCCAGAAGCACCUCAGGAGGAGGCUUCUCUCAGCAAUAGGCUCAAGACGUAUGCCAACUUCCCAGAAGCACCUCAGGAGGAGGCUUCUCUCAGCAAUAGGCUCAAGACGUAUGCCAACUUCCCAGAAGCACCUCAGGAGGAGGCUUCUCUCAGCAAUAGGCUCAAGACGUAUGCCAACUUCCCAGAAGCACCUCAGGAGGAGGCUUCUCUCAGCAAUAGGCUCAAGACGUAUGCCAACUUCCCAGAAGCACCUCAGGAGGAGGCUUCUCUCAGCAAUAGGCUCAAGACGUAUGCCAACUUCCCAGAAGCACCUCAGGAGGAGGCUUCUCUCAGCAAUAGGCUCAAGACGUAUGCCAACUUCCCAGAAGCACCUCAGGAGGAGGCUUCUCUCAGCAAUAGGCUCAAGACGUAUGCCAACUUCCCAGAAGCACCUCAGGAGGAGGCUUCUCUCAGCAAUAGGCUCAAGACGUAUGCCAACUUCCCAGAAGCACCUCAGGAGGAGGCUUCUCUCAGCAAUAGGCUCAAGACGUAUGCCAACUUCCCAGAAGCACCUCAGGAGGAGGCUUCCCUCAGCAAUAGGCUCAAGACGUAUGCCAACUUCCCAGAAGCACCUCAGGAGGAGGCUUCUCUCAGCAAUAGGCUCAAGACGUAUGCCAACUUCCCAGAAGCACCUCAGGAGGAGGCUUCUCUCAGCAAUAGGCUCAAGACGUAUGCCAACUUCCCAGAAGCACCUCAGGAGGAGGCUUCUCUCAGCAAUAGGCUCAAGACGUAUGCCAACUUCCCAGAAGCACCUCAGGAGGAGGCUUCCCUCAGCAAUAGGCUCAAGACGUAUGCCAACUUCCCAGAAGCACCUCAGGAGGAGGCUUCUCUCAGCAAUAGGCUCAAGACGUAUGCCAACUUCCCAGAAGCACCUCAGGAGGAGGCUUCUCUCAGCAAUAGGCUCAAGACGUAUGCCAACUUCCCAGAAGCACCUCAGGAGGAGGCUUCUCUCAGCAAUAGGCUCAAGACGUAUGCCAACUUCCCAGAAGCACCUCAGGAGGAGGCUUCUCUCAGCAAUAGGCUCAAGACGUAUGCCAACUUCCCAGAAGCACCUCAGGAGGAGGCUUCUCUCAGCAAUAGGCUCAAGACGUAUGCCAACUUCCCAGAAGCACCUCAGGAGGAGGCUUCUCUCAGCAAUAGGCUCAAGACGUAUGCCAACUUCCCAGAAGCACCUCAGGAGGAGGCUUCUCUCAGCAAUAGGCUCAAGACGUAUGCCAACUUCCCAGAAGCACCUCAGGAGGAGGCUUCUCUCAGCAAUAGGCUCAAGACGUAUGCCAACUUCCCAGAAGCACCUCAGGAGGAGGCUUCUCUCAGCAAUAGGCUCAAGACGUAUGCCAACUUCCCAGAAGCACCUCAGGAGGAGGCUUCUCUCAGCAAUAGGCUCAAGACGUAUGCCAACUUCCCAGAAGCACCUCAGGAGGAGGCUUCUCUCAGCAAUAGGCUCAAGACGUAUGCCAACUUCCCAGAAGCACCUCAGGAGGAGGCUUCUCUCAGCAAUAGGCUCAAGACGUAUGCCAACUUCCCAGAAGCACCUCAGGAGGAGGCUUCUCUCAGCAAUAGGCUCAAGACGUAUGCCAACUUCCCAGAAGCACCUCAGGAGGAGGCUUCUCUCAGCAAUAGGCUCAAGACGUAUGCCAACUUCCCAGAAGCACCUCAGGAGGAGGCUUCUCUCAGCAAUAGGCUCAAGACGUAUGCCAACUUCCCAGAAGCACCUCAGGAGGAGGCUUCUCUCAGCAAUAGGCUCAAGACGUAUGCCAACUUCCCAGAAGCACCUCAGGAGGAGGCUUCUCUCAGCAAUAGGCUCAAGACGUAUGCCAACUUCCCAGAAGCACCUCAGGAGGAGGCUUCUCUCAGCAAUAGGCUCAAGACGUAUGCCAACUUCCCAGAAGCACCUCAGGAGGAGGCUUCUCUCAGCAAUAGGCUCAAGACGUAUGCCAACUUCCCAGAAGCACCUCAGGAGGAGGCUUCUCUCAGCAAUAGGCUCAAGACGUAUGCCAACUUCCCAGAAGCACCUCAGGAGGAGGCUUCUCUCAGCAAUAGGCUCAAGACGUAUGCCAACUUCCCAGAAGCACCUCAGGAGGAGGCUUCCCUCAGCAAUAGGCUCAAGACGUAUGCCAACUUCCCAGAAGCACCUCAGGAGGAGGCUUCUCUCAGCAAUAGGCUCAAGACGUAUGCCAACUUCCCAGAAGCACCUCAGGAGGAGGCUUCUCUCAGCAAUAGGCUCAAGACGUAUGCCAACUUCCCAGAAGCACCUCAGGAGGAGGCUUCUCUCAGCAAUAGGCUCAAGACGUAUGCCAACUUCCCAGAAGCACCUCAGGAGGAGGCUUCCCUCAGCAAUAGGCUCAAGACGUAUGCCAACUUCCCAGAAGCACCUCAGGAGGAGGCUUCUCUCAGCAAUAGGCUCAAGACGUAUGCCAACUUCCCAGAAGCACCUCAGGAGGAGGCUUCUCUCAGCAAUAGGCUCAAGACGUAUGCCAACUUCCCAGAAGCACCUCAGGAGGAGGCUUCUCUCAGCAAUAGGCUCAAGACGUAUGCCAACUUCCCAGAAGCACCUCAGGAGGAGGCUUCUCUCAGCAAUAGGCUCAAGACGUAUGCCAACUUCCCAGAAGCACCUCAGGAGGAGGCUUCUCUCAGCAAUAGGCUCAAGACGUAUGCCAACUUCCCAGAAGCACCUCAGGAGGAGGCUUCUCUCAGCAAUAGGCUCAAGACGUAUGCCAACUUCCCAGAAGCACCUCAGGAGGAGGCUUCUCUCAGCAAUAGGCUCAAGACGUAUGCCAACUUCCCAGAAGCACCUCAGGAGGAGGCUUCUCUCAGCAAUAGGCUCAAGACGUAUGCCAACUUCCCAGAAGCACCUCAGGAGGAGGCUUCUCUCAGCAAUAG
Rangifer tarandus platyrhynchus (Svalbard reindeer) is the source of this 16136-nucleotide messenger RNA. The record is from the annotation of a GenBank genome assembly. NCBI's taxonomy places the organism in Eukaryota, Metazoa, Chordata, Mammalia, Artiodactyla, Cervidae.